Molecule: messenger RNA, 1359 nt
Organism: Chenopodium quinoa (quinoa)
Lineage: Eukaryota; Viridiplantae; Streptophyta; Magnoliopsida; Caryophyllales; Amaranthaceae
Exons: 1
Coding region: 1-1359 (452 amino acids)
Molecular function (GO): nucleic acid binding; zinc ion binding; structural molecule activity
Source: RefSeq, a predicted model, not a curated record
AUGAGCCCUCAUCUUCAGGAGAAAACACUAAAUGAAUUACAAGUCCUUUUCGACAAAGAAGAAGACCCUAAUAAGCUUAACGAAAUCAUGAACUUAAUUUCUAAAAAAGGGAUUGCUUCUGAUAAAGAAAUAAAGGAAAAUAAUUAUGUUACUUUAGAGGAAGAUUUAUAUCAACAAAUGGGAUUAAUGAAGUUAAAUGAUCUUGACUUUCUACCCAUAGAAGUUGUUCAACAAAGGAUCGAAAACAAACUAGGUAAAAGUGUUAUGGAUAAUAAUGAUGUUGGUGAGGAAAUUAUUAAUGAAAAUAUUAAUGUAAACAAUGUUAUCCAAAGACCUAGGUACCAAGGAGAAGGAAGUUGCACCCGACCAAGAUACAUACCAGGGAAGACUACCCGGUUUAGUGUCAGGGUUAUGCCUAAUCAUACACCUAAACAAGAAGAAGUGACUCUUGAACCUAUAAGUCAAACUGGUUAUAAACUUAAGCUAGACGGUGUAAGAGACAGACAAGAUGUUUUAGAUCAGUGGAAGAAGAGUAUGAGUAGUGUACUUAAUUUAAACAUUGAUUGGACUUCAGAAAAUUUCUUAAACUACAUUGAACAUAGUCUUUGUGGUUGUGUAGAAGACUGGUACGAUGGAAUAGAGGAAGAAGUAAAAACUGCAUUAAGAGCUAGCGAAUCACCUACUAGAAUGUUUAGGCAGUUAUGUCAAUAUAUUGAGUCAGAGUUCAUUGGUCCUAGAGCCGAUCCUAAUGAGAAACGAAUGGAAUAUCAAAGAAAGUUAAGUAAUUUAUCCAUCUGUAAUAUGAAAUAUGUUGAUGAUUACAUUAUGGAAUUUGAAACAUAUUAUUAUAAAAUUGGUGAAAAUGAAACAAAUCUUGGAAUGUUCUAUGACAAAUUACCCAGUCCUCUUAAUGAAGAGAUUAGUGAAAAAUAUCAAGAAUGGAGAGAGAGAUUUUUAGCUAGGGAUGCCCUAGGAAACAGAAUUGCUUUCCUUAGAAAAUGGAUUGAAAAGAAGUGUAGAGAGGUUGCAGGAACUCAACAAAUGAAGAGACAAUUUCUCACUUGUUGGGAUUUCCCAAAUAACUAUGGAUGUGAAAGAAAAAACUAUAAUAAAAGAAAGAACUAUAAGAAAAAUAAAUUUGACCGAUCAAGAGGAGAAACCUAUAAGAAGAAGUACUAUAAACAUAAAUAUAGAAAACCAAGUAGGUUUUUCAGAAAGGCAACAUAUUGUCCUGAGAAAAAGAAGACAUGUAAGUGUUGGUCUUGUGGAGAAUUAGGACAUUAUGCUAAUGAAUGUAAGAAAGCUAAUCAUAAACUAAUGGAAGCCUUAGGAAGUUGGGAUUACAUAGAAAUACCAUAA